This is a messenger RNA of Lagopus muta (rock ptarmigan), 7473 nucleotides long. It is a transcript of the gene KCNK2, whose product is annotated as potassium two pore domain channel subfamily K member 2. The coding region runs from base 1110 to 2378 and encodes 422 amino acids. NCBI's taxonomy places the organism in Eukaryota, Metazoa, Chordata, Aves, Galliformes, Phasianidae. Gene Ontology annotation, cellular component: membrane. Gene Ontology annotation, biological process: potassium ion transmembrane transport; stabilization of membrane potential. The record is from RefSeq and is a predicted model, not a curated record. Gene Ontology annotation, molecular function: potassium ion leak channel activity; outward rectifier potassium channel activity. The transcript is spliced from 9 exons.
UGUUACACCAGUCUCUUGCUGUAUGUUUUACGUAGAGUGAUGCUGCUGUUCCAAAGUUAUCCAAGUGACAUCCCCCUUUGAAAGGUGUCUUGAGUCUGAGUGGCAUUUUGAGCAAGAAUGUAUAUAGAAUAAAGCAAUAAAGUUGCAUAGGAGGGGACUUAAACAAUUUUCUAAAAUGUGGUUUAAUAUUUCCAGCAACUUCUAAAAAAUAUACAUGCCCAGGUAGUAAGUGGAAGAGAAACUUUAUCUCCCUAACAGACUUCAGAUGAAACCAAGCAACUAUAAACUUUAUUUGCUAGCUUUGUGUCUUCUAGCAGACAACAGGUGACAAAUGCUUUGAAGGAUGGGUACGCUAUGUUUUAAAUCUCACUGAGGCAGUGAGACCUUUAAUUACCCCAUGGUUCUGUUGAUGAUGGUGAAGAGCUAUAGCUCAUAUUCCCUCAGUUAUGUUGGUGCAGCAAGAAUAACAAGCAACUUUUUUAAAAAAGUAUUUUUGUUACUGAAGUCAGCACUUGCAUCUCUGAAUUCACACCAGGAACAGAUGUGAUAAGAAGACACCAUUUAUAUGCACUCGUUGUUUGGGACUGAACUGUUCUUAAGAGAAAAUUGCGUGGAGAGAAGUCUGUGAUGAAGAAAAGCUCUUUUUAAUCUGCUGAUUCUUUGGAACCAGGACAAGGUUUUUAUGGCUUUUAAGCAGCCAUUUUUCCCUUAUCAGUCAUUGUUUUGAUUGAAGAGAUGGAAAAAUGAAGUGAGCAACUCACAAAGAAGAUAUAGAACUGUUUUGAAGAGCUUCGUUUUCAAAUACUCCUCUUGGAAUCAAGUCUGUCACACAGAUUGGAAAUCAGAACCCUCCUCUGUGAACAGUUUUCAGAGUCUGGGCAAGAUCACCAACCUGUGAAAUUCAUGAAGAAUAUUCCUGUUUAACUGAAUGUGAAUGAGACCGAGUUCCCUUAUUUUGGGCAGGAAAUAAAGAAAGAGCACGCACAUGAAUCAGAAUAAGGCAUGCUAUGAUGUGAUGACUUGUUCAGAAGAUUACUUAAAGAGAGCCAUGAAGGGAAUGCCUUAUCUAAGAAUGAAAGCAUGGUGACUUCUGAAUAUUACAUCACCAAAUGAGGAACCCACAAGCAAGACAUAAUUUCUACCUGGCGGCACCUGACUUGCUGGAUCCCAAAUCGGCCACUCAGAACUCCAAACCGAGAUUAUCAUUUUCUACCAAGCCUACCGUGCUCUCUUCACGGGAGGAAAGUGAUUCAGCUAUCAAUGUUAUGAAAUGGAAGACAGUCUCAACAAUUUUUCUGGUGGUAGUCGUGUAUUUAAUAAUAGGAGCAACAGUGUUUAAAGCCCUGGAGCAGCCUCAUGAAACCUCCCAGAGAGCCACCAUUGUGAUUCAGAAGCAGACAUUCGUAUCUCAGCAUUCCUGUGUGAAUGCGACAGAGCUUGAUGAACUGAUUCAGCAAGUAGUGGCAGCAAUAAAUGCAGGAAUCAUACCUUUAGGAAACACAUCUACUCAGAUCAGUCACUGGGACUUGGGAAGUUCCUUCUUCUUUGCUGGCACUGUUAUUACCACCAUAGGCUUUGGAAACAUCUCCCCACGCACACAAGGUGGAAAGAUAUUCUGUAUCAUCUAUGCCUUACUGGGAAUUCCUCUGUUUGGUUUUCUCUUGGCUGGUGUUGGAGAUCAACUAGGGACAAUCUUUGGAAAAGGAAUUGCCAAAGUAGAAGAUACCUUUGUUAAAUGGAACGUGAGUCAGACAAAGAUUCGCAUUAUUUCAACAAUAAUAUUCAUACUCUUUGGCUGUGUGCUGUUUGUUGCUCUUCCUGCAGUUAUAUUCAAGCACAUAGAAGGCUGGAGCACACUAGAUGCAAUUUACUUUGUUGUUAUCACUUUAACUACCAUUGGAUUCGGUGACUAUGUUGCAGGAGGAUCAGAUAUUGAGUACCUAGAUUUUUAUAAGCCAGUGGUGUGGUUCUGGAUCCUUGUUGGGCUUGCUUACUUUGCAGCUGUUCUCAGCAUGAUUGGAGACUGGCUAAGAGUCAUAUCAAAAAAGACAAAAGAAGAGGUAGGGGAAUUCCGAGCCCACGCUGCAGAGUGGACAGCCAAUGUCACCGCGGAGUUCAAAGAAACCCGAAGACGCCUGAGCGUGGAGAUCUAUGACAAGUUCCAGCGGGCUACCUCCAUCAAAAGAAAGCUCUCUGCUGAGCUCGCUGUCAACCACAACCAAGACCUGACCCCCUGCAAGAGAACCCUGUCAGUCAACCAUCUCACCAGUGAGAAGGACCUCUUGCCAGCUCUAACAAAGACAGACAGCAUUUACAUGAAUGGUUUGACACCGCACUGUGCAGCAGAAGAAAUAGCUGUCAUUGAAAAUAUUAAGUAGCUGUGACGUUGGGUCCCAGUCCUUGAGAAGCUCUUGGCUUUUAGACUAGCCAUACACCCUUUUUUUCUCCACCCUGUCAAAGAUCAAUGCUAAUAGCAUUUUAUAUGUGUGCAUGAGUUCCACAGAAACUGCAGUCCAGAGUUACCAUCGCAUCUCUUCAAAGACACAAAGAUGAAUGGCACUUCUGUUAUCGAAAGAUGCUGGAACACGCAACGUCUUCUGCCUUUAUCUGCCCAGACUGUUUUUCACUUCUCCUAAUGUGCCAUACGGCCUAAAGAAUGAAUCACACUUGUUUAUGGUAACAAUGUAGCUUUGAGGGAUCAGUCCUUAAUAUUUCAGGGUCUACCUUACUGAGCCUAGGAAUGGACCAUUUAUGGACUACAACACAUUUGUAAAUGGCAAGAAAUUCUUAUGCAGCCUUUUACCUAAGAAAUUUUUGUCAGUGCCUUAUCUUUUGGAGAACCAGAACCUCUACAAUUCCUGUAUGUUUUCUUUUCUUUUUUUCUUUUUUCUUUUUUCCCUUUUUUGCAUGAGAAGUGCUUUUCAUUUGAGCUUUCGUUUUUCUUGAAAUGAUGGUGUUUUAAAGGUGUCUGCAUUGAAGAUACCAACCAGCAUGAAUGAAUGCCAAAACUCAACAGUCAUCAAAUGAUGUCCUUAGCUCUGAAUUUAAAGGCACUGCAGUUUUGAAAGUUGCAAAUAUGUUCCCCGGUAGAAUUUUGUUUUUCUCAGGUCCAGCUGAUAUUUGUUCACACUGACUUGGAGAACCUGCAGAUCCUCUUUAGGUCUUAUUUUUUUUCAAGAAGUGUUCAGCAGAUUUUUUCUUCUCUGUGUCAGAUGUACCAAAAAAAAAAAAAAAAAAGAAAAAAAGAAAAAAAAAAUCAGCUUUCUAUCACUAAGUUAUUUGGUAGAUGACAAGCAAAUAAAGAUGGCUGUUUUGAGGAGAGGCAGGAGAGGCUUUUAAUUGCUGUAUUCCAAUAACCGCAUCCAGAAACCAAUGCAGCAAAAUACAACCAUUUUCAAUGAGAUAAACCUUCUGCCAGAUAUUUGCUGUGCAGCGAGGAUCUUAACUUCCUCCUUAAGUCGCACCACACACCAUAUGAUAUUUUACACAGGAACCCUGCUGGAGUGCUUUCCUGAAUGUCACGCUGUACAGUGGCUGCCUGUGCCGGAGCUGUGACUAAUAUGGGAAUGCGACUGAAACUGGUAUCACUGUGACUCCAUACAUUUCCAAUAGAGAUGGCUCUGAAUAUAAGUGCAGGCAUGAGGAAGAGCUGAGAAAUAGCACAAUCUGAAUACUGAUGAUUGUUCAGACAGGAUAGGCUGAUGAGAAGCAGAUCUAAGCCAGACUAUGGGUUUUCUUUAUUAGUUUUAAGAAAACACAUUAACUUUAAUUUUAUAUCCUCUGUUUUGCUUAUAAGUGUACGUGAGAUUCAGAAGAAAUGCAAGAUGGAACGGAUAACUUUAUGGUUUUUUUCUUAUAUUAGUCUACUGUAACAUGGCUGUACAUAACAUGAAUUGAACAGGCCUUAAAGAAUAAUUUAGGCUCUGUGUAAAUUAAAAAGAAUGAGACUUUGCUGAUUGGGCAUGAUUCAAGUGGCAAAUCUUACAGCAUCUCUGACCAUUAGAUAACAUGCAAGAUAUGAAUGUUAAUGUUUUUGGAUGCUUAGCUUGUUUUCUAAUAAAUAUAAGUUAAUAUGUAAAUUCAGUCAAUUCAGUGUAAAUAUCAGUCAAUUAACAUUUAUAGAGAGUACGCUUUUAAAAUUAAAGAAAUUCCAUGAAACAGCACCGAGCAAUGCUCUUAUAACAAAGACCCUCGUCUCCCCAGCACAGUGUUCUGAAUGUCCACAUGGCAAGAGUUUGUCUUGCCGUGUAUAAACUGUGAAUUGUAAUGAAAAAUAAAGUUUUUAAUUAAAAUAAGCUUUUCUGAACCUCCUGCUUGCUGUAACUGGAAUGCUAAGAAAUCAUUUGUGAAACUGAUUUUGUGUUUUCACUGGUUAGAGUAUAGCAGCUUUUCACCUGCUUUAAUUCAAGCUAGUUUAGCAAUAAAGGCUUGACUCAUCCAGCACAGAAAUAUUCAUAUAUAUUUUUUCUUAAUAUUAAAAAUAAUGUUCUUUGGUUGCUGUACUUGAUUUUGUGUUUCUUCCUGUUUUGUUCAAAAACGUGGCAGGACCAAGUUCAAAUUGUCGUGUGCUACGGAGCAGCAGGUGAUCUCUGUCCUGUCAAGUGGCAGUGAUGCAGGAUGCCCCGGUGGUGGUAACCUCCUGCAGUAGUAUGCACACCAGCAGCUCUCAGGGCAGUAACCUGUCACACCAGAACAAUCAUUUCUGCAGUGGGUGGUUUGCAGCAGCCUCUCUAAGCCUCAGCCAAGGGAAUAUUAGCUUGCAAAUGUGUGGUGGGUAAGUAAAGACUGAAGCGUGCUGUUUUCUUAAAUUGUUCCAAACAAAUUGUUCUGAUGUAGAUAGGACGUCUCAGUGACUUUUGGACCUGAUUUUCAUAAAAAAAUGAUCUGCUAAUGUUUAAAGAUUAUUGUUUCUGAAAAGAGAUGUUUAUCUCUUGCAUCUUUAUGAAGGUGGUGAGGCCCUGACACAGCUGACCAGAUAUGCUGUGGUGCCCCAUCCUUGGAGGAACUCAGGGCCAGGUUGGAUGGGGUCCUGGGCAGCUGAGCUGGGGGGCAGCUUUGCCCAUGGCUGGGUGUGGGGCUGGAUGGGCUUUAAGAUCUCUUCCAACCCGAACCAUUUUAUAAUCUAAGGUUAAGUCAUUGGAUCCUUACUAAUUGGUUUAUUUCAAUACACCAACCUGUAGCAGUGAUUGCCUAUGUGGUUUCUUUCAUUUUAAAGAAACUGGUCACCUUAGGACCUGCUGAAAACAGUAUAUUAUUUCAAGACUCUAUGAUAAUGUCUGUGAUAUUGGUAUAGAUAUUUGUUAAGUCCACUGAGCAGUUUCUUACCUUGAUUCUUGCAUGUGAUUUCUGGGAAAAGAACUGUUAAUUUGUAUAUACUGUUUUUAUGUUUUUGGUUUUUUUUUCACUUUCUUAUCUGAUCUGAAAUAUUCUACCUUAUCAAACUAAAAUAGAUUAGAUUUGGCUGUUUGGAACAAAACAUUAGCAAAUGCAAUCCUGAAUUCAUAGUUUUGAUAGUAACUAGAUAGUCAAAUGGGUCUAGUGCCAUUAGCAUUAUUAAAAACCUUUUUUUUCCCUUUCCAUGUACAGUGAUAGACAUCCUAAGGAUGGCAAAGUGAAUUUAUGAAACUUAGUGACAUCUGUAAAGAUAUUUCGUUUUCGUUCUUGUAAAAGCAAACUUUUGAAUUUAUACCACAUCUCUUUUGUGCUCUGGAAAUCACUCAUAGCUCUCUGUAUUUUUUUUUCCUAUGAAUUAGGACUUCUUGAAAUUCCACUUGCCACCUCCUUCCUCUCACACAUACAUGGAGAUGUUUCCCGAUGAUUAAGAUGCUUACUACUUAAGCAAAUACCUGAAAAUGAUAUUUCAUUCUGGUAAAGGUUUGUUUUCUCCUGCUCUAUCAAGCAAAUACCAUUAAAAAAAGUAAUUGACAAUCCUUUUUGAAUGAGAGAUAAGUUUUAGAACAUAAAGAUCUUUAAAGACAGUUUGCCACAUUGGAAAAAAAAAAAAAAAAGAAAAGCAUUUAUUUCUCAGUGUUAGUGGAAAUGUUACAUUAAUAGUAAUGGUCUGGAGUCUGUUAAAGAUGUAGCUAGUUUCGGUUGGCUAUUGCUUAUGUUCUGCCUUGUGUAAUAAUCCUGAUUUUUUUUUUCUUGCUUUUUCUGGAGUACUUACUGUUCUGACAAAGUGCCCAAAUUGUGGAGUUUGGUUAAAUCCUCAGUUCUUGGAUUGCUGUGCAUGAAAUGCAGGGAGAUUGAGUCACAGAGAAUGUGUGACGUAUCCGUGCUGACGUACCAUGGGAAGAGCUUACUUUUGUAUUCCUCCUCGAUGACUUUUGUAGCUCAGGGCUGGCAGUCCCCCAUUUUUCAGCAGUUGGGCAGCCAUGUGUCACUGCCUGAGCUGCAAAUAGCCUAACAGCAUCAAACCCAGAAGCUCGCUGAAUUUUAUGAACAUCCCAGGCCAUGCCUUCCUCUCUUCACCCCUUCCUGAAUUAUUUUUUGACACAACAGGAGGAAAAUUGGAGAGUAAAGCAGAAGUGCUAAACCUCUAAAGAGACCAGUCUUGAGCUGAAAUGGACCUUCCUUAAUUCACUAGACAAACCAUGACACCAGGAUGGCAGAUGGGAGGAAAUAUGGCCUGUAUGUUUGUUUUGAGCUGUUGUUCGUCCAGCAUCAUUUCUACAUCAGUGAUCUCUAAACAGGAAUACAACAUGCCCAGUAGAAGAAGAAAAGGAAGGCUGCUCCACUUAGUCAACCCUUCAUGAUCAUUGCAAGUCUAUAGAUGUAUAGAAAUUUCUUUUCUGUGAUGGUAAAUUUCCUGUCAGGGAAACUAUGUAUAAUGUUGAAAUUCAGCAGUAAUAUUUCUAAUAUAUUGCUGUCAUACAGUUAUGGGGUAAUUAUCUUCUCUUUCCUACCUUGCAGUAUUGUUUGAAAGGAAAGGAUUUUGUAUAUAUAAAAAAUAUACAUUUUACAUGAAUAUGUCAAAGUAGAAUAAUUAUUUUGUCAUAGAAGCACGUGCAAGAUUUUUGGUUGUGUUGCCCUGCAGAUUUAAAAGAAUAAUGCGAGCUUCCUGUGAGCAUUAUGUUGGGAAAAAUGAAGAAGAAGCUGGUUUAUUAGAAAUAAAAAGCUGUUGAGCUGCUCAUAGACAAAAAUACUGGUUCAUAUUUGAGCAAGCAUUCUGUGCUUUGCCAAAUUCUUACAGCUGUGAAGAACCUGUGCAAGAAUUAUUUACAACAGGUUUUUACACUUUAAAAACUCCGAAUAUGUCAAUUCUAGGCCAUUGUUUAUCAUGCAUUCACACACUUUCUGAAGAAUCUGUUGAGUAAGUUUACAAACAGGUACAUUGUUAUUACAGAACAUCAUUUCAUCCUCUUAUUACAAGAGCUGAGAUGGAAGCUUAUACAGCUUUUUAUUCUAGGCCCAUAUAUAUGUGUGCUUUCAAUUUGUAUUUAUGUUGUCGUGUAAUCUUAAAUUGGCAAAAAG